CGCGGUGCACGCUGGGGCGGCGGCGGGACCAUGGCGAGCGACUUCUACCUGCGCUACUACGUGGGGCAUAAGGGCAAGUUCGGCCACGAGUUCCUCGAGUUCGAGUUCCGGCCCGACGGGAAGCUGCGCUACGCCAACAACAGCAACUACAAAAACGACGUCAUGAUCAGAAAGGAGGCUUACGUGCACAAGAGUGUGAUGGAGGAGCUGAAGAGAAUAAUCGACGACAGUGAAAUCACAAAAGAAGAUGAUGCGCUGUGGCCUCCUCCUGACAGGGUCGGCCGACAGGAGCUUGAAAUAGUAAUUGGUGAUGAACACAUCUCCUUUACCACAUCAAAAAUCGGGUCACUCAUCGAUGUAAAUCAAUCCAAGGAUCCAGAAGGCUUGAGAGUGUUCUACUACCUGGUCCAGGACCUUAAGUGUCUAGUCUUCAGUCUUAUUGGACUACACUUCAAGAUUAAGCCAAUUUAAAUCAACAGACUUGUAUUUGUAUUGCAUGUCUGUAUGGGGAGGGGAGGGUGGGAGGAUGCUGUUUCAAGUCCUGUUUCUGGCCUGAAGCUUUUAUGUAUGUUUUACCUUUUUUUUUUACAAACUGUCAGUAACUGUCUUAAUAAAAUGG
Colius striatus (speckled mousebird) is the source of this 619-nucleotide messenger RNA. It is a transcript of the gene MAGOH, whose product is annotated as mago homolog, exon junction complex subunit. The record is from RefSeq and is a predicted model, not a curated record. Gene Ontology annotation, biological process: RNA splicing. Gene Ontology annotation, cellular component: catalytic step 2 spliceosome; nucleus; exon-exon junction complex. NCBI's taxonomy places the organism in Eukaryota, Metazoa, Chordata, Aves, Coliiformes, Coliidae. Bases 31 to 471 code for a protein of 146 amino acids. The transcript is spliced from 5 exons.